AUGGCGAACGGAAAGACCUCCAAGAGCGAGCCACCUCUUCCUGAUGUCCUAGAGGCAAUAGACAGAGAAGUUGGCAUCUACCCCGACAAAGACUCGCAGGAGCGGUUUCUGCGAAAGCUGCUCGUCCCCAGAUACAUCCCCAACGUCGACGAACGCGAAGUCCAGGCAAAGGUUGCCAAGUAUCGAUUAUCGCUCACAUCUAAGAUCAAAGGCCACACAAACAGCCUAGGGUCGGGUCAGAAGGGCGGUCGCGGUCAUAUUCAGCACUAUGGCAUCAACGACCUGUUCGUGCAUGGGCCACGCAAGGUCCUCAAGCCAGACUUCUUGCAACGACAGAACUGCGACUUUGACGCUAGCUAUGAGGAGGACUCGCCAAGCUACAGUACCCGUCGCCGAUCGACAAAGAAGCCUGAUAAGACAGCCUAUACAAGUACUGCACAGGGCGAAGUCGAUAAGCCGCCAGCAAGCCGUCUGGACGCAUCCACAAGACCAUCGAGCUUAUCUCCAACUACUGCUCCAACGACCACGGCGUUGAGCAUCGACAUAAGAUCGCCAGCUCUUGUUGAGAAGAAGAAGAAGAAGAAGAGAAAGGCGGCUACUGCAGUACUCGAAGAGCCUAAGUUGGGCAAACGACAGAACACUGGCUUAGGCUCGCAGAGAGUGAUGGAGACCUCCUCGGAGCCACCGCCUUCCGCCGUGCGACCUAUACCACCUCUUCGGCUCAAGAACCCAAGCGCCUCUACCAGUCCAAACCGACAGAGAAGCGCGGUCGGUCUUCCAAAUCCGGAGACUUCAUCUGCUGCCCCAAUUCCAGAGACUACCUCGUCCGAUGCUUCGAGUCAAGAGCUACGCAUCUCCGCCACUUCAAGAUCUGGAGCGACGUCCGCUGCUCCUGACACCCAGAAACCGCAGUCUCGGACAGAGACGGCUGAACCUCCUGCAGCACCAACAGCCGCUACCGACGAGCACUCGAUAGCUGAUCACCUCGGACCGAGCGGCGCUCCAGCAGCACCAGAUCAGAUUCGAGACUGGAAGGUGCGGUCGAACGUCCUCAACAAGGACCCCAUCUUUCCUCCCACCUCAAAGCCGCACAGAGACGAGCCCGAGAUUUUCCCGUAUGGCGACCAGGGGUGGCUAUCAGCUCUCUGGGAGCCUAUGAAGAGGAACCUCUGGUACGCCAUGUGGUCUUUUUUCAAUGAGCAUAGCAUUGAUGACAAGGCACCUUCGGCGUUUGUGAGCAACCCUAGCCCGGAGCUUCGCGAGUUGUAUAAGAUCCUAGUUAGGGGAGAAGGCCAGUGGGAAGCCUGGCUCGUGGACCAGAAGAUGAAGGGCGUUGUCUGCCUAACGCAGGAUUGCACUAUUGCGGGUCUAUUUGGAGCCUUCGUCUUCAAGAGCGUGUUUCGGGAAGAUCUGCCGUGGGACGCGCAGAAAGACUUGCCGAGCCGAAUUGGCGACGACAUGAAGUACUUCGAAGCCGCAAUGCGUGACAUUGGUCAUGAUUCCAAGAACUUCCUACGCAAUGUGGCCGCAAAGCAGUACGAGGACCAGGAGUUCCAGAAGGGAAGCGUGGCUAAACACGCCAAGCAACAAGCCAACGCGCUCCUCUUGACGUUACAGCCUCAUCUGCAACGACUGACCAGGUCGCCCAACCCAAAAGCGAUGAAGUUUCCGAAGUACGUCAAAUUCCUCGAGGAUGCUUUGACGCAGGCUAUCCAAGUCAAGCACAUCCUUCAGGCCUCUAAACUAGGUCCGUUCGACUUCCAGUGGCCAGAAGCAGGCGUUCUGAUCGAUCUGGAUGACCACAAACCCUGGUUCGAAAUGCCAGGAAGCACCCAUACACUGCACACUUUUCUUCCCGCAGUGCAACGAGUUAUGCCGGACAAGAUAGUGACCUUCUCAAAGGCGGAGGUGUUCCCAUGGAGUUUGCAGGAGAAGGAGUCAGGAUGA
Zasmidium cellare ATCC 36951 is the source of this 1947-nucleotide messenger RNA. RefSeq lists its product as uncharacterized. The coding region runs from base 1 to 1947 and encodes 648 amino acids. The transcript has a single exon. The record is from RefSeq and is a predicted model, not a curated record. NCBI's taxonomy places the organism in Eukaryota, Fungi, Ascomycota, Dothideomycetes, Mycosphaerellales, Mycosphaerellaceae.